UUCCGGGACACUUCCGGGACACUGUCAUCAGAAAUGGCUUCACUUGACAGGGUAAAAGUGCUAGUUUUGGGAGAUUCCGGGGUGGGCAAGUCUUCUUUGGUCCAUCUCCUAUGCCAGAAUCAAGUUUUAGGAAAUCCAUCUUGGACCGUCGGCUGCUCUGUGGAUGUACGGGUUCAGGACUAUAAAGAGGGAACGCCGGAGGAGAAAACCUUCUACAUUGAACUCUGGGAUGUGGGAGGAUCUGUUGGCAGCGCCAGCAGUGUCAAAAGCACAAGAGCAGUCUUCUACAAUUCAGUUAAUGGAAUUAUAUUGGUACAUGAUCUGACGAACAAGAAGUCCUCUCAGAACCUCUACCGCUGGUCACUAGAAGCUUUGAACAAGGACUCCUCUCCGACAGGCGUCAUCGUGUCAAAUGGAGACUACGACAGGGAGCAGUUUGCUGAGAACCCAGUGCCUUUACUGCUGAUUGGAACCAAGUUUGACCAAAUUCCAGAAAACAAACGCAGUGAAGUACUCACCCGCACGGCUUUCCUGUCCGAAGACUUCAACGCAGAAGAGAUCAAUCUCGACUGUACCAACCCAAGAUACCUCGCUGCAGGCACAUCAAACGCAGUGAAACUUAGCAGGUUCUUUGACAAGGUCAUAGAGAAGAGGUAUUUCACAAGAGAUCCGAGUCAGAUGACUGGUUUCACAGACAGAAAACGGUUCAACUUCAAAAGUCUGCACUAUGACUGACGGUGGUCUGCGGUGUGAUCACAGCUGCGGGAUUUUAUGCGACGAGUCAGCCGUCACGCUCACUCAACACCCCACCCACCUCUUGUGUCUCACUUGUGUAUACUGCAGCUAAUAACAAUAAUCAUGUAAAUAGCAGGAAAUUUGCAGUAAAGUGCAUUUUUUCAAAAAAUUUCCAAAUCUAAUACAAUUCAUUUUUCAUUUCUGUACUAAGCCACAUGAUUUAAUGAGCUCAUGAAGAGAAGGCAGAAUAAAUCAACUUUUAGUUCUU
Messenger RNA from Mugil cephalus (flathead mullet), 1003 nucleotides. RefSeq names its product RAB, member of RAS oncogene family-like 3 (gene rabl3). Gene Ontology annotation, cellular component: endomembrane system. The record is from RefSeq and is a predicted model, not a curated record. The coding region runs from base 34 to 735 and encodes 233 amino acids. Gene Ontology annotation, molecular function: GTPase activity. Gene Ontology annotation, biological process: intracellular protein transport. Lineage: Eukaryota; Metazoa; Chordata; Actinopteri; Mugiliformes; Mugilidae. The transcript is spliced from 8 exons.